AUUCAGGGUGGGUGGGACUGAAGGACGGGACUGACUUGACAGCAGCAUCUCAUUUGUAGCCAGUCACCAGCCCCUUCCCCAGAAUGCCUGUGUGUGUCUAGCCUCUGAAGAGAGGUACUCCUCCCGGAGCCUCGGGGGGCUACGGAGCUCCCAAGAUUCUGGGGAGGAGACUACCAGCCAUGUGCCCCUGCGGGAAUCUGCCAAGGAGCCAGGGGCCUGGAAUCCUCUCUCUCCUGCUGCUUCGGAGGCAGAGGUGAGCACCGGGCAGCCGGCUCCAACCCAAGGUGCCGGGAACCAGCCUGUCAUGGUGGCCGUCUGCAGCCAGCCUGAGGCGCUCCCAGACGGGUUUGCAGCUGAGCCUGUUUAUCUGCUGUGGGAAGAAGAUGGGGAGUUACUUGUCUGUCCCGGCUUACUUCACCUCCAGAGACCCCUUUAGGUGUUCCGAAUGCCAGGAAUCCCUCACCAACUGGUACUAUGAGAAGGAUGGGAAGCUGUACUGCCACAAGGACUACUGGGCCAAGUUUGGAGAAUUCUGCCAUGGGUGCUCCCUGCUGAUGACGGGGCCAGCCAUGGUGGCUGGGGAGUUUAAGUACCACCCAGAGUGCUUUGCCUGCAUGAGUUGCAAGGUGAUCAUUGAGGAUGGAGAUGCAUAUGCCCUGGUGCAGCACGCUACACUCUACUGUGGGAAGUGCCACAACGAGGUGGUGCUGGCACCCAUGUUUGAAAGACUGUCUACAGAGUCUGUCCAGGAUCAGCUGCCCUACUCUGUCACGCUCAUCUCCAUGCCUGCUACCACCGAGUGUAGACGCGGCUUCUCGGUGACUGUGGAAAGUGCCUCUUCUAACUAUGCCACCACCGUUCAAGUGAAAGAGGUCAACCGGAUGCACAUCAGUCCCAACAACCGAAAUGCCAUCCACCCUGGGGACCGCAUCUUGGAGAUCAAUGGGACCCCUGUCCGUACUCUGCGAGUAGAGGAGGUGGAGGAUGCAAUAAAGCAGACAAGCCAGACACUUCAGCUGCUGAUUGAACAUGACCCUGUGCCCCAGCGCCUGGACCAGCUACGGCUAGAUGCCCGACUUCCUCCCCACAUGCAGAGCACCGGACACACGCUCAUGCUCAGCACCUUGGACACCAAGGAGAAUCAGGAGGGGACACUGAGGAGACGUUCUCUGAGGCGCAGUAACAGCAUCUCCAAGUCUCCGGGCCCCAGCUCCCCCAAGGAGCCCCUGCUCCUCAGCCGGGACAUAAGCCGCUCAGAAUCCCUCCGCUGCUCUAGCAGCUACUCCCAGCAGAUCUUCCGGCCCUGCGACCUGAUCCACGGGGAGGUCCUGGGGAAGGGCUUCUUUGGGCAGGCCAUCAAGAGCUGGGAGGGGGGUCAGGUGACUCACAAAGCCACAGGCAAAGUGAUGGUCAUGAAGGAGUUGAUCCGCUGUGAUGAGGAAACCCAGAAGACUUUCCUGACUGAGGUGAAAGUGAUGCGGAGCCUGGACCACCCUAAUGUGCUCAAGUUCAUCGGAGUUCUGUACAAGGACAAGAAGCUGAAUCUGCUGACCGAGUACAUCGAGGGAGGCACACUCAAAGACUUCCUGCGCAGUGUGGACCCGUUCCCCUGGCAACAGAAGGUCAGGUUUGCCAAAGGCAUCUCCUCUGGAAUGGCCUAUUUACACUCCAUGUGCAUCAUCCACCGGGACCUGAACUCACACAACUGUCUCAUCAAAUUGGACAAGACAGUGGUAGUAGCCGACUUUGGGCUGUCACGGCUUAUAGUAGAAGAGAGGAAAAGGCCUCCAGUAGAGAAGGCCACCACCAAGAAACGCACCUUACGCAAGAGUGACCGCAAAAAGCGCUACACUGUGGUGGGAAACCCCUACUGGAUGGCCCCCGAGAUGCUGAAUGGCAAGAGCUACGAUGAGACGGUGGAUGUCUUCUCUUUUGGGAUCGUUCUCUGUGAGAUCAUUGGGCAGGUAUAUGCGGAUCCUGAUUGCCUGCCCCGCACACUGGACUUUGGCCUCAAUGUUAAGCUUUUCUGGGAGAAGUUUGUCCCAACAGACUGUCCCCCAGCCUUCUUCCCCCUGGCUGCUAUCUGCUGCAAACUAGAGCCUGAAAGCAGACCGGCAUUCUCAAAGCUGGAGGACUCGUUCGAGGCGCUCUCCCUGUUCUUGGGGGAGCUGGCCAUCCCACUGCCAGCAGAGCUGGAAGACCUGGACCACACUGUGAGCAUGGAGUAUGGCCUAACCCGGGACUCGCCACCCUAGCCCUGGUCCCUCCCCCUGCAGGGGGACAUUCCACAGCCAGCAUUGCCCCCUCUGCACGCUGUCCUUGCUGUGAGCAGGACUGCCUAGGUUUCCUGUGGAUUGAAGGCUUGCUUAGAGGCACAACAAGCCAUCCCUACUACCUCCCCAGGAGGCACUUGGGUGCAGGGAAAAAAAUUCUCCGCAAGUUUUGGGGGCCUAGUUUCUAUCUGUAAAUCCAACACUCACCUGAAAGCUGUGAAGAGGAUAAAAGAGCCUGGAUUAUAGACCAAGAGUCUGUUACUCGGGACUACUUGGGACCUCUGUGGAUUGAGAUUCUGGGAGGCUGUAGCUUUACACUAAUCAACAUGAUCUGGGCCUGCUGGGCAAGAUGACGGAGUGAACUGGCCUGAGGGCUCUGGAGUCUGGCUCAGCAAGGUGCAGGACUUGAAGCGGUAGUAUGAGUUACAGAAACGGGGAACCUUCAAAGCAUGUGAAAUGACAGUAGCGAUUUCUCCUCCAUCCCAGGCCAUGCCCUUUGGAGCAGGUUUUAAAGAGUCUUAGUAUGUGGUAAAACCUACAGAAUCCAACAAAGGACUGGUCUCUGCUCACAGCCCAGGGACCACAUCAGUGCAUGGGGAGUUUCCACUUCAGCAUCCUGUCUCAACAAGCAGUCACUCACAAAAACACCAAAGAAACUGGGGCUGCAAACAGGCCCUGCCCUCUAAAAGCCCUGUAUCCAGGCUGGUGGGCUCAGUCAAAAGCUCAGCAUGUUGCCUAACAGUACAUGGGUUCUGGAUGCCAGCCUGGUUUGCCUCAGACUUUGGGUCUAAGCAGAGAGAAGGGGGUCCCAUCAAUUUCUUUGCACCCUUGUGGCAGCUACUGCACAUCCUCUAGAAUGUCUGGGCCAGGCAGCAAUGUGGGACAGGCAUUGGUGGCUGCUGAGUCCCCAAACUGAGAUAGGAAAAGAACACCCUGAGCUGGGCCUUGUAGAUUCUACCUCUUUUUGUUGCUGGUCCAGCUUGCUUCCUGAGCCACACUCGAGGGCCAUGGGCAUGGGCAACUAUGGGGGCACUUUCUACCCCUGGCUGCCAGGUGUCCAGGGACUCUGUAGCUCACCAAGGUUUGUCAUCUAAGCGGGAGCUCACGCCAUGUUUAACAAAUUGGGAAUGGGUUUGGUUAUAAAUACAUGUGAUGGGUUGUACUGGUGGGGGGAUUCAGGAAGAGUGGUUGCUGUUAUUAGCUUUUAUCUCUGGGGUGAUAUGUGAGAUAUUUUGUACAUAGACGAAAUGAAUUAUGGGAUGGGAAGUCUUUGGCCACUUUUCUUGCUGUGUAGACUGUACUUGCGUGUGGAGUUUGCACACUUGCUGCAGAGGGAAUCCUGAACUCCCGAUGGGCAUGGUUCAGCGUCCUUGACUGAGUAUGCUUGCACUGUCCCCAGCAAGUGUGGGAGUGGGGCCUGCACUAGGCCAUGAAGCAGACUAAAUAAAUUAAGCAGUUAACAUAGAGAUGACAGAGAGUGCCAAAGUGACUUAGGGCCUGACUUAAACACGGAGGACAGGAUGGAUAAUCACGGUCUGACCAGGGUUUGGUUCCCAGCACCCACGUGGUGGCUCUCUAACAUCUGUACGUCCAGUUCUAGGGGUACUCUACCUCAUCUCACCUCUGUGGGCUCCUGCACAUACAUGGUACACAGACAUGCUCUGGGUACAUAAAUUCCCAUUUUAAAGUGUUUUAAAGAAACAUGGUCUGCUGGCCACUUUCAUAUAACUUACCAGGAAAUUCUGUCUCAAGUUUAAUCCCCUCACCUGGACAACAACCCUUCAGAGAUCAUAUGCAUCCACCGGAGCCCCUCUGAGGAGCAGCCGAUGACCUCAUCUUAGACCCGCAAAGCUAUCAGGUUCUCAGCUGCUUACCCAGUCCUCAGGGGCCUUCUGCUUCCAAAGCUGUUGCACCGACCACUGGCCCAAUAAUGCCAAUGUUUGGUAAGAUCCUGGGCACCAAAGAAAGAGAAAAAGAAGCCCCACAGCCUCUGCCAAGUGUGGAAGUGUGUGUUUAUAAGUCUACACGCAAGAUACAGAGGCUGGGGAACCAAGUUCAAGGCCAGCCUAAGUCUGUCGAGUGAAUUUUGGGCCAGCUAUGGCUAAAGCACUGAAAGCCAGGUCUAAUAGCUUUGUGGCCCUAAAAUGAAGUCAUUUUGUAUAUAAACGUAAAGAUAAUGUCUCCUAAGCGUCCUGUGGUAGAAGACUUUAGAUUAAGAGAAUGUAUGUUUGGCAGUGUUGGUGGCACACACCUUUAGUCCCAGCAGAGGCAGGUGUAUCUGAGGCCAGCCUGAGCCAUUACACAGAGAAACCAAGAAUGGAAUAAAAUACAGUCCCUAGUAAACACCUCAUCUGAGGUUCUCAGUGCUGGGCUACAACUCAAUCUGCUGCUGAGGUCAACUAAUAAAACUUAGACACCAGUCCUG
Molecule: messenger RNA, 4698 nt
Organism: Mus musculus (house mouse)
Lineage: Eukaryota; Metazoa; Chordata; Mammalia; Rodentia; Muridae
Gene: Limk2
Product: LIM domain kinase 2
Exons: 16
Coding region: 384-2255 (623 amino acids)
Biological process (GO): negative regulation of cilium assembly; establishment of vesicle localization; astral microtubule organization
Cellular component (GO): nucleus; mitotic spindle; centrosome
Molecular function (GO): protein serine/threonine kinase activity; ATP binding; protein serine kinase activity
Source: RefSeq, marked validated